Messenger RNA from Toxorhynchites rutilus septentrionalis, 5436 nucleotides. Its product is annotated as serine-rich adhesin for platelets. NCBI's taxonomy places the organism in Eukaryota, Metazoa, Arthropoda, Insecta, Diptera, Culicidae. The record is from RefSeq and is a predicted model, not a curated record. Gene Ontology annotation, molecular function: GTPase activity; calcium channel regulator activity; GTP binding. The transcript is spliced from 10 exons. Bases 1443 to 4913 code for a protein of 1156 amino acids. Gene Ontology annotation, cellular component: plasma membrane.
UGCUCGGAUACGGACCAAAUCGCAUCCCACAGUGCAGUGGGGCUCAGAUGCAGCAGAUAACGCGCGCGCUGCUGCUUCGCCCACCACCCCAGUAGCUCUCUAUCCUAGUGGCAGACAUUGCGGAUGAGCUGUUUGGCCACCCCCGCCCCCAUUGCAGCAGGACACACAGGAGCACGUGUGUGUAGGUUUUCACUUUUGUUUAGUGCCGCUUUUGUGCUCCGAAUUGAUUCAUAAAACACGCCGAGGAACAAAGUGUCUCCGGGGAACAAUUAUCCUCGUGAAGCGUUCCUUUCUUGGCAGCAAUAGUGUCCGUGUUUGUGCGUGUGUGUAUGUGUGGAUCCGGGUGCAGUUUUGCCGCCGCCGCCGUCUCCUGUUGCGUGAGGUCAAAGGCUUGGCGAGUGGCCUAUAUUCGGGCGGACGUUGGCUUUUGCAGAGUCACCAGCUUUUGCUGCACCCAGUGAAAGCCGUUUUUCCGCUUUGGCUGCUCGGAUAGGAUUAUAACGCUAACCUCGUUUCGGAUGGAUCGUUUGUGUGUUUGCUCAGGCUCAUUGAUUUAGUGCUACGCAUAGCGGGAGGAGGUCUACAAUGUGGGUAACAUGAAUUAUUCAAUGUUGCCAAACAAAGAGCAACGCUGGGAGAUGACUCUCCCCCUGAUGCGCUUGGUGCGUGUUGCAUGGAGCCCACUGGGUGGUUCGUGAUGAUUUGAAUUAUGGCUGCAAAAAAUGCACCGUGUGACAUGGUGACGAGUAACUGGAUCUUGUUCGUCGCUUCGGGGACAUAUUAGUGCAUGUUAAGUGUGACACAAUGCAUUGUAUUUCGGUGGAAAUGGUGUGGAAUAUUCAUGAACCCAACAACGGAAUAAAAAAAAAUACUAGAUUUGAUUGAAACAAUGUGUGACGAAUGAUAAAAAAGGGAAAAUAUUUGUGCGAUGAAUUCGAGGAACCGAAACAUUGGUCGAAUCAAUGAAUACUUAAACAACCAACACGGUAAACCCUUUUUCUCCAUCAAACUAUAAAUUCAUAUCUUUGGUAAACGUAUCGUAAUUCAGAACCACUACCCUCUGUGAAUAAGGAUAACGGUGACCUAUUGUUCACACUGGUGGAUAGCGUGACGUGUCCGUCUGGAAUCUUCGGCCAGAAACCGACCCGUGUCAUAUCCGGUGCAGUGCCCCCUCGCUGGACCUGCUUUUCUUAUCUGCUGCAAAUGGUGAUGCUUUGUGUGUAUGUUUGCAGUAAAAUACGUGCAAACUAGUGAAAUCCUAGAGAAUGGAAUUGCAUUUCUCUCGAGCACCCAUUGAUGGGGGCGAACCGGUGUAAGUGGGAACGGUUUUAGUCGUAAUCAAAGUUGAUUGGACACACGGUGGAACGACGACGACGACGACAACGGAAUGGUGCACCAUUCUUUUUGACGCAACAAAACAACACGACACACCGGAAAGCUGAAUGAGCCACACGGUUCACACAUCGAGCGACAGCCGGAAAAGCAACAGCAGGGGACAAGCGAUGACCAUCAUGGAUGGUGGCGUAGGCAGAUUGGAUGGUAGCGCAAACCGACAGCAGCAGAGUCAACAGAAACCACUGAGCCAAAAACAGCAGUCGCACCAGCAGCAGAAGCAUCACGUCCAAACAAGUCUGUUUGGGUCAACUGCUCCGACUAUAUCCGGCGGAGCCGCAGCCGGUCAAUUUCCGGCCUCUUUCCCGGACAGCUUCAAGGAUUUUUUCGCCAUGCUCAACGAAGAGGAUGACCACGUGGAUGUGUUCUCCAACAUACUGGAGGACAAGGACAUCCCACGCAGCACAAAGAGUCGUUACAGCAGGAAUUCCAACGCUGGCAGCAGCACGGGCACGGUCUAUGCCGCCGAAGGCGGCCCACUCUCGGCCCCUUCCUACAACGGCAAUCGUUCCUUCAGGCUGAAUGUUAGCAACGCUGCCAGCAACUACAACUUUGGCCGCUCCAGCUCUUUCCGGUUGAACCGGAAUAAACCGUCCUACGCGGAUAACCAUUCCUCCAACGUCGCUGGUGGAGGACAGUUGCAUCACGGUAGCCAGCAGCAACUGCUGAUCAACAAUAUUCGCAACCAGCUAGGGGGAUCGGGACUCAUCCCGAGCUCCUCCGGUGACAUCGGGAGUUGUUUGUUCGGUGAAGAGGGUGAUAAAACGAUGCAGAACUUGACACUGAUUAGGGACGCCAUCGUGGACCGAUCGCCUUCGUCCUCGGCGCUGACCGGAUUCGGUCAGGGAGGACUAACGGUCACCGGAUUACCCACAAUAAAUCGAUCGAAAUCGAACUCGAAAAUCGACGAUCGGUCACCCACUUCGUUUGAGAUGAAAAACUUCGAAUACGGCGGUGGAAUGACGAACGGAAGCGGAGGACGGAACUUCGGCAAGAUUGGCGAUACCACUAACGAAGUCAAUGAAGACACGCUGAAUUCGAGUGUUGGUGGCAGCAGCAGCAGCCAUAACAACAAGAGCCUCUCAUCGAAGAUGACAAAAACAACCACCUCCUACUGCUUCAUGAGGCAUCAUCAACAGCAACAGCAGCAGCAGCAAUCACAGCAACCUUCGACCAAACCGCCACAUCACAGCAGAAACAACUCGCUCCGAGUGCACCGAUCGAACCCGGCCGCGUCAAUCUCACCCUCGGCCACGAUCAUCUCGGUCUUCAAUCACACCGCUCCCGACGGGACUCCCAGUGCUUCCUUCCCUGUGCCGACCGGGGCGACUGUUGUCAACUGUCCCACCGGUAAUUGCCAGCUCGGAAGUUGCUGCUGUUAUUCAUCCUCCAAGGACUUCCUCAAGCACCAGAAGUCACCCGUGUUCAACCGGCGGCGGUCGUCCUCGAUCAGCGUCGCUCGGCCCACGCCGGAUUUGUACCGGUUUCUGAAGGCGGAAAUACCCCCGCCGCAGUCAACGGCGGCCUCCACCCCGGGAGCGAGAUUUGAACCGCGCGAUAUGUUUGCCCCACUUACAGCCAGCUCAAAGGGCAGUACCCUGGCUUCGUCGACAUCAACAAUGUCGACACUGGUGGAGAGCGUCAGCGGCGGCACUGCAACGGGAACCAGCAGCGGCACCGCAGGAGCCGACCCGAGCGACACCUCAGGAGUGUCAGAUUCUCACAACAAUAACAAUAGAGGCACCAAACUGCAGCAGCAAACUUUCAACCUGAGCGCCACCCGGGACGGUGGUGGCGGUUCUAAUCUACCCUCGUCUCCGUCGGCCACCUUCCGGCUGAUGAAACACUGCAGCGAUGGGUCAGCCAACGUUACCGUGGCACCCCCACAAAACAAAGCCGGGCGCUAUCAGAACGAAGAGAAUGACGGCAACUUUCACAAUCAACAACAGCAGCAGCAACACUCGUCGUCGGGACACCCGGCGGCGCAUCGCACCGUUAGUAUCAGCUCCACGGCCAUCGUUUGCGGUGGAAGGGAUGGAAGCCGGACGCCGGUACCACCUGGCGGUGCGCCACCGAUGACUGACUCCAGACAGCGCAUGAGGACUUCCAGCAUGCCAGCGGAGAACAGAAAGCCCCGCCUGGCGGACACCAGACGAUCGGCCAUCCAUUGUGCCGAUAUGGAUAUCGAGUACUACCGGUUGAGGAGCUUCAGCAUCACUUCGCACGGGAUUUGCAACCUGGGCGACUCGAUGAGAAGCCGUCGCUCGCGGUCGAUCAACUCGGUUACCUCGGGUGGAUCCGGUGGCGGGAAGGAUCGGAAGGAAAGCGGCGGUUCACAGAGCCAGGAAACAAAUAUGGUGUCCGCCGAUGGCAAGGCAGACGACCAGGAGACGAAAGAUAGGUCGAACGCCUACAAAGUUGCCAUGCUGGGGGCGUCGGGUGUUGGGAAAACAGCGCUCACCUAUCAGUUCACAACCUCGGAGUACAUCUGCGCGUACGAUCUGAGCUUGGAUGACGACUACGGCCAGAAAACGGUUUCCGUGCUACUCGACGGGCAGGAAACGGAUUUGGAGAUCAUCGAUCAUCCGGCCUGCGAAAUGUCGGAAGAGGCAUUCUGCUCAACGUACCACAUCGACAUCUUCGUCGUGGUCUACUCGGUGGUGGAUCGCGGAUCGUUCAAAAAGGCCGAAAAGGUGCUGCACUUCCUGAAGGACGGUGAGAUGCUGCUCACGCGCGGGGUCAUUCUGGUCGGCAACAAAACCGACCUGGAACGGCAGCGGGAGGUUCCCACCCAAGCGGCCCGACGGCUCGCCAAGGAAAUCGGUGCCAAAUUCAUUGAAACCUCCAGCGGGAUGGACUUCAACGUGGACGAACUGUUGGUUGGGAUUGUCGCCCAGGUGAAGCUUAAUCCCCAGCGAAUCAACCGGCUGUCGGACAAGCAGCGGAACAGUAUCGCGGGAUCGAUCAUCCCUCAGCCUCCAACCCAGAAGGAAAGCCCGAUCAACAAGGGCCGGAAAACGGCCAUGUCAAUGCGGGAACUAACGGCACGGGAUGCGGCGAGCCGAAUGCGGCGGAUAGUGCGCCGAAGUAGCAUCGGGAAGUUUGGAUCCGAGGAUGACGACGACACGUGUGAACUGGGUGGGGACAAACGUCUGCACAGAAGAACCCAGGGGGGUUUCCAUCGGAGCGACGAAGAUGGCGAAAGUGACGACGAACGGUCGACGGAUAACGAAACGAAUGCCCUGCGGAGGAAACGUUUCGAGCUACCGAGCGGCUCGGCGGCUGCCAUCGCACGUUUCGAGCAAAUGCAGCAAGAUGUGGAGGAAGGCCACGAGCAGCAGAAAAACUACACCACGAAACGAUUCAACCUCACCGAUAGCAAGUCCGGGUUGGAGCAGCCAGCGCCGAAUCGAUUUGCCAACCGCACAAAGCUGCUGCUAACUUCAUUCCUGAAGUUCAAACGGAACCUGCGCGUCAAAAGGCGCAGCUCCGGCAGCUGUAGCGAUCUGUUUGUGAUUUAAGUGUUUGUGCGUAUGUGUUUGAAUGUGUGUGUGUGUGUGUGUGUGUGUCUUAUCAAUAUCAAUUUUAUUGUAUGUAUGGACGCAAAUGUCCAUCGUCAUCAAAAUGGGAUCAAAGCAAGCAGUUUUUCAGCAAAUGCUAAGGUGAGCCAUAGCAGGCUAUGGAUUGUGUAGUGAAGCACAAGUGUCAAGUGACGAAGCAGCAGAAGAAAUGUACAUUUUCGUGUAGAUAGACCGGUUUUCCAAGUAGAUAUCGAGUGUUUUCGCUUCACGUUUUGUUCACAUCGCUGCAAACUGUCUUUUUAUCGGUCAGUGUUGAAUCCUUACAAGCGUUAGAGUGUAGUGAAUGAUUCCAACUAUUUAGGGACUUAUUCCGAACAAUCUGACACCAUCCAAGAAAACUAUAUAAAUCAAAACUUUCCAUCAAAAAACGAUAUAUAUCGACCAAAGGAUUAAGAUAGAAUUUGUUCAACGGUAUUGAAAGAAUUUAAUGUAAGAAAGAUACAUAAAUAAUGUGAAAUAUGAA